Molecule: messenger RNA, 2465 nt
Organism: Octopus sinensis (East Asian common octopus)
Lineage: Eukaryota; Metazoa; Mollusca; Cephalopoda; Octopoda; Octopodidae
Exons: 1
Coding region: 505-2445 (646 amino acids)
Molecular function (GO): nucleic acid binding
Source: RefSeq, a predicted model, not a curated record
CAAAUCGACUCGCCGACCAAAGUAUGACUCGGCAUGUAUCAUUCAACCUUUUAAUCUACCUUUAAGUAAGUAAUUAAAUCUAUAAUCAUGAUGAUGCAAUCACGAUCCUACAGAUUCUUUUCCACUUAAUUAUAUUUAUCCUGAGCGUCCGGAGACGUGUUGUUUUCCUGUUCAUUCUCCCAUCUAUUUUUUUUUUUUUCCGUCAGACAUUUGUGUUCAUGUGGUCUCUACAUACAUACAGAUACAUACACAUUUCUCUUUACUAACUUUCACUCUUUGUUUGCUUGAUUUAAAUACAGUGUGUUGAUAUUACGUUGUCCUGGAUAGUGAACAAUUAUUCCAAACAAAAUAUUAAUACACAGUGUUGUAUUGAAACAUUAUUAACAUCACUGCUAGAAAUCAAGGUUAUCUUGGAGAUAGUUUCUUGAUUUCUACCUUCACUGCGUCUUUUUUUUUUUUCUUUUCAAGACCUCAUAUCUCUUCUCUCACUUUGAAUUAUUCAUCAUGAAUAUCGAAUCUUUUCGUAAUGAAGUAGAAAGCGACAAGGAAUGGAGAUUACGGCGGAAAUUUAUUGAAAAUAAUAAAAACAAAUACCCUGUCGAUCGACUAAUAUGUCUGUCUAUGUGCUACAUCAACCACGUGAGUUACGGUGUUACGUAUCCGGCUGGUGUCAUGAAACUUGUCAAACAUUUAUCUGAAGGUCUUCCUCGUCACAUUGAUGUUGUUAAAGAAUCGACUUUCAUUGGCUUCGUAAAAUCUGACGAUAAUGCUCUACCCACUACCAAAUCAGCUGAGGCCAGUACCUGUUACAGUAAUUUUGUGAAAGCUAACGACCUAACGAAUAACAACAAUGAUUCCGUGAAGGCAAAGAGAAAAUAUAGUAAUUUCGUUCAAUCAACUGAGACGGAAAAAUUAAAGCCUCUGCUAUCUCCUGAGCCAGCUACUAAAUAUCCUCGCCUCGCAAAUUCUGCAUCAGCUCCUGAAUCAGAUUCGGGUCCCCCGGUGACAAACAAAUAUUUAAAUAUAGUGAAAUUUGAGAAAGAAAGUGGAAAUGGAAAUAAUUCAAACACAACAUCUACCAAACAGCCAAAAUCUUCAUCAAAUAAUGUCAAAACGAAAGGUCGACAACAGAACAUUUCGGUUAAUGCCGAAGCUUCUAAUGAAACCACCACUAAUGAUACUGAAUCUGCUAAGAAUCUCCUCACUAAUUUAGAAAUGAAAUUUUAUUCUCUCUCACACAACCUAAGGUCUAUAAAAAAAGCACUACCAUCAGCCAAUUCCAUCCAAGUUAUACACGUUGCAGCAGAUAAAACAAAAAUGACAAUAAAAUGUGACAUUACUCCUUGCUUUGCUAGUGCAGCGACUUUAUUUAUAUGUAAGAUUUGUAUUAAUGACACCCACAUAGUCAGUGGAACUGGUCCCAACAAAAGAGCUGCGAAGCAUGAAGCUUACAACAAAGCUAUUGAAGUGCUUAGUAUGUCUUGUUUGAAAAUUAAUACUUUGGACAAUGGUCAGAAUGUGUUAGUUGGUAGCUCAUCCCCUCAACCUAUAGUUAGUCUUUUGAGCCAAUCAGAAGCAGCAAAAAGUUCUACAAAAUCUCGUGUAACUAAACGCAAUCAAAACGCUAGUCAGAAUGCUGGCAACAAACCAAUGCAAAAACAACCAAUCAAUGAUUGGAUUGAGUUUCUCAUAAUGUCUAACACUAUGGUCAAUGCCACUGCCAUUCUUAGGAGGAGUGCAAUUUUUAACAAGAUGCCUAUAGAAUAUGUGUAUCGGCCUGCUGUAAAUGGAACAUGUUGCCGUAUUCUUCUUAAUGAAGAAUCCAUCAUGGAAUGUGUUGCUGAAAGCAAAUUUAAAGCUAAAACAGCUGUCUCUAAAAAAGCAUUGGAUUGGCUGCAGGAGAGGUGUUGGACAAUUCACAUUAAGCAAACAGCUGACAGUGAUGAUGUCAGCCUUUCUAGAGAUGAACUGAUGAAUGAAAUACAGAAAAAACAACCUCAAGCCAUCCCAUCUGACAAUGUUGGGAAUCAGUUAUUAAGGAAAAUGGGUUGGGUUGGUGGGGGGAUUGGCGCAGAGGGCAACAAAGGAAUUGAAGACCCUAUCACUGUUGAUCAAGUUAUUGAUCGACAAGGUCUUGGUUGUCGGUCAGGUGUGUCUGCUCAGUUUGACAGUUCUAUCCAUGAUGUACUUGUUAAUUAUGUCAAAAGUAAGAACCAAAAUGAUCUUGUUUUUGCCACAAAUUUCUCUAAACAAGAAAGGGCUAUUAUGCACAAAGAAGCUCGCAAACUGAACCUUAAGAGUGUUAGUCGUGGCACUGGGGCAUCAAGAUAUUUGGUUAUCAGCCGGAAACGAAAUCCUUGUCAGUUGUUUAAUCACAUCAUGGAAAGUGGUGGCUCAACAAUGAAAUAUGAACUUAUACCACCAAAGAAACUACUCGAAAAAUAAAUGUCAAUAUUUUUGAAAAA